GGCCAACCAGACCUCACUACCACCAACACCACCUAUCCAUCCAUCCAUCCAUCCAUCCCCUCCGUUCUUGGCCCAGUCCCAGUCCAGUCCAGUCCAGCCCAGAUGAUGCCCCCAAACAGAGAGGGGAGAGAGAUAGAGAAAGCGUUCCCACAUGCCGCCUGCUCCCCGUCCACUCGAGGACCCCUGGCCGCGAACGAUUGCUUGCAUUCAUCGCAUUGCUUGCAUCCUCGUGUGGUAUCUGUCCCACGCGAAAGAAAAUAGACAGCAGCAUCCUCCUCGCAGGUCUAGAGCUCCAAAAAGUCAGCUCCACCGUCAAGAUCCCCCCCCGGGGUACUCGCCAGGUAUCCUUCCCUUCCCUUCACUUAGCGAGGCCAUCCCACCAGUUCGUGAGCAUCUUCGUCCAUUUUCCCUCCCAUCCGACUCAAUUAAAGCCCAUGUCACGGCCAUAGCUCCCCCACCAUCCCGACUCCUAAUUCCCCGACCUCCCCUUCCUUCAGCUUGACCUCGCGUCCGUCCGUGUCUAGCGCCACCGAGACACAGAGACAACUUUUUUCUGCUCUUCUUUUUCGCUCCCCAUAGGGUCGCAUUCUCCAGCCUUGCAUAUCGCUGCACACAAGGGUUUUCCGAGUGCCCCGUCUGUGUGGGCUUUCUGGUUUCUGGUUUCUCCUCCCACCGGGACUCACCACCACUCACUCACCUGUUUCACUCACCUUCAUCUUUCUCUCUCAAAUUCUCACUGUUACUUUUAUCACCUUCGCUCUGUCGCCCUCAAUCUCACUCGCACUCACACAACCUCCCACCUCCACAACCCACACCCACGACGGCCUGAUCCCGGCCACCCAUUCACCGUCCCCCGUCCCCCACCGCCCAACAUGGGAUUCUUCGACUUCGACACGGGCAGUGUCAUCUCCGGCCGCUCCUCCCACUCGCGCCGCCACUCCUCCAAGAAGCACCACAGCAGCAGCAGCAAGCACCGCUCCCGCUCCCGCUCCUCCUCCGAGCGCUCCCGCAAGCGCCACGCCGGCGCCUCCGCCCCGAGCAUCGCCGCCUCCAUCUUCGGCGGCGGCGACUACCAGAAGCACAACUCGUCGCGCUCCUCCUUCUUUGGCAUUCCCAAUGCCUCGCGCUCCUCCUUCUUCGGCUUCGGAGGCCGCAGCCCCUCGUACUACAAACGCUCCCCCCGCAGCGGCUUCGUCCAAAAGACGCUCAAGCAGGUCAAGCGUCUCUGGCGCGACCUCGUGUACUACGCGAAAAAGCAUCCAUACAAGGUCGUAGCCCUCGUCCUCAUGCCCCUCCUUACCGGCGGCUUCCUCACUGCCCUGCUCGCCCGCUUCGGCUUGCGCCUGCCCCCCGCUGUCGAGCGCAUGAUUGGCAUCGGCGCAAAGGCUGCCUCAGGCGAUUCCCUUGGCCUCGUCGGCGAGGCCGUCCGCAUGGCCAGCGGUGGUUUCGGCGGCGCCGCUGCCGCCGCCACUCGCGCCGGCAGCGUACACGUCGAGAGGGGGUACGAUGGUGACUUCGCCUGGGAGAGGAGGAGUGUCGAGCGCGAAGGCGGAUUCGGUGGCGGCGGCGGAGGCGGCUGGACCGACGGCCUUAUGAAGGGCGUUGCCAAGAUGUUCAUCUGA
Molecule: messenger RNA, 1622 nt
Organism: Colletotrichum destructivum
Lineage: Eukaryota; Fungi; Ascomycota; Sordariomycetes; Glomerellales; Glomerellaceae
Exons: 2
Coding region: 873-1622 (249 amino acids)
Source: RefSeq, a predicted model, not a curated record